Molecule: messenger RNA, 1186 nt
Organism: Stegastes partitus (bicolor damselfish)
Lineage: Eukaryota; Metazoa; Chordata; Actinopteri; Pomacentridae
Gene: foxi1
Product: forkhead box i1
Exons: 2
Coding region: 1-1122 (373 amino acids)
Biological process (GO): cell differentiation; regulation of transcription by RNA polymerase II; anatomical structure morphogenesis
Molecular function (GO): RNA polymerase II cis-regulatory region sequence-specific DNA binding; DNA-binding transcription factor activity, RNA polymerase II-specific
Source: RefSeq, a predicted model, not a curated record
AUGAACGCUUUUGGACACCAACCAUCUAACCAGCAGACCAGCCCCAUUCAGCACCACAGCGCGCAGGAGCUCCUGGACAUGGCCGUGUACUGCGAUAACUACGGUGUUUACCAACAGAACCUGCACCACCACCACCCUCAGAGGCCGCCGACUCACCCCUCCAGCUACGGCCUCGGAGAAUAUUCCUCCCCGUCCACGAACCCGUACCUGUGGCUGAACGGACCGAGCAUCAACUCCUCUCCUUACCUUCCCGGGAACAACGGCACGUCCUACAUUCAGUCUGGAUACGGGUCGAACCAGAGGCAGUUCUUGCCGCCUCCCACCGGGUUUGGAGGCGCGGACCUCGGCUGGCUGUCCAUAUCCAGCCAGCAGGAACUUUUCAAGAUGGUCAGACCUCCUUAUUCCUACUCGGCGCUGAUAGCGAUGGCCAUCCAGAACGCCCAGGACAAAAAGUUAACUCUCAGUCAGAUCUAUCAGUAUGUGGCUGACAACUUUCCGUUCUACAAGAAGAGCAAAGCUGGAUGGCAGAACUCAAUUCGCCACAACUUGUCACUGAAUGACUGCUUCAAAAAAGUGGCCCGAGAUGAGGACGACCCAGGUAAAGGAAACUACUGGACGCUGGACCCCAACUGUGAGAAGAUGUUCGACAACGGCAACUUCAGACGCAAGAGGAAGAGGAGAUCUGACAUGAACGGAGCUGACAGCAGCGUUCUCCCCGUCAAGACGGAGGACGGUGCGCACAAGCUGUCCGACACCGCCAGCCUGCUGAGCUCCUCGCCGCCCAGCCUGCACGGAUCUCCGGCCUCCACGGAGCCCAAGUCGUCGCCGUCUCCCUCCGCCGAGCACAGCCCCUGUUUCAGCAGCUUCGUGUCCAGCGUGAACGCGCUGGUGGGGAGCGACGGGUCCCGGGGCGCGGAGCGGGACUACGGCUCCGGGCACCUCGGAGGAUUGUCUCAGGCCAGAGAGGGCAUGUCCGGGCUGGGCUCCUACUCGCCCUCUUUAAUCUCUCCUCUGAACUCUGACAACAACAGCAGGAUGAACUAUUACACAUCAGUACAGGGACUGUCCAACCACUUCAGCGUGAAUAACCUCAUAUACAACCGGGAAGGAACAGAGGUGUAGUCUGGUUAUUAUUUGGGGUAAAAGUCAUUUACCUCUCAUUUGUAGCCUUCACGUGUCUUAUAGU